AUGAUUCGCUACUGUAUUAUUUCGCUGGUGCUUUCUCUACACUCAAUCGAUGCCUACAAAUUCCUUGUCUAUUCUCCCAUAUUCGGCUAUUCCCAUACAAACUUUAUGGGCGUUAUAGCGGACAUCCUAACGGAAGCAGGACAUGAUGUGACUGUUUUGAUGCCAUUAAUGGAUAUGGACGAAGUAAAUAGGACUGGAGUGAAGUUGACAACGAAAAUCAUUCGAACACCACAAGAUCCACGGGUUGAAGAAUGGAUGAAAUAUAAAUCAAGUUGGCUUAGCCAUAUGUGGACAAUGCAGCCAAGUGUAUUCGCGCUUAUGCAGAUGGCACGAAAUAUGACCGUUGCAUUCGCGGCUCAAUGUGAAGCUUUAAUCACUGAUGAUGCACUAAUGAAGAAGUUAGCGGAUGAGAAGUUUGAUGUCGGUAUUGCGGAAGCUUUCAGCAUCUGUGGUUUAGGGAUAAUCGAAGCUCUGAAGAUCCCAUCUUCAAUUGCCACGUUUUCUGGUGUACAUAUGGAUAUUGUAUCGAAAAGUAUUGGAGAGCCAAUAGUUCCAAGUUACGUCCCAGGACAUAUGGCCAUCAAAGGCGAUCGUAUGAACCUCAUCGAUCGGCUGAUGAACAUUGCCGACAUGGUGUUGGGGCAGAAGUUUUUUGGCGACAUUUUCAUUGAAGAAAUCAAAGUUUUACGAGCCAACUCAUGGCCUCCAUCACCUGAUUGGAUUCAGAAUUGGGGAAGUGGGGAAACGCUGGCUUAUGUUUCGCGCGGUCUCCCAUCCUGUCAUCCUGUGAGUUGGAGGGGUUUAGAUAUGGAGAAGGGCUAUCCACAAGAACACAAUUGCGAAAAUGAUCAUCUAGUGAUUCCCCGAAAAGACAAAAAAGAACUCUUUUUUCAGGAACUUCUCGCUGAUGCUUCUUAUGUUUUCACAAAUUCAAACCCCUAUCUCGACUAUCCUCGUCCGAUGCUUCACAAAACAGUCCCCCUUGGGGGAAUAACUGUUCAUAUCGAUCCCAUGAAGAAUGUUCUUCCAAAGAAGUGGGAUGACAUUUUGAACGAGAGAAACACUACCGUAUUCGUAUCGUUUGGUUCAGUGGCUAAAUCGAUGUACAUGCCAGAUGAAUAUAAGAAAAAUCUUCUGAAAGUCUUCGAAAGCAUGCCUGAAACGACGUUCAUAUGGAAAUACGAAGAAGAAGGUUCAAAAUUGGGCGCUCAUCUUAAGAAUGUUCACCUCAGUACAUGGGCACCACAGAACGCUCUUCUCGCUGAUCCUCGUCUGACAGUUUUCAUCACCCAUGGAGGUUUGGGUAGCACCACCGAGCUGGCUCAUCUGGGAAAACCAGCUAUACUUAUGCCGAUCUUUGCUGAUCAGACCAGGAACGCCAAUAUGUUGGCUAAACACGGUGGAGGUAUUGUACUGACCAAAUUCGCUUUGGAAAAUCCACAGAUCAUCAAAGAUGCUUUGAAAAAGAUCUUCAACGAUAAAAGCUUCUCUCAGAAUGCUAAACGAUUAUCGGAAAUGCUCCGGAAUCAACCCAUCAAUACCGAGGAGCUUCUCAUUAGAUACAGCGAAUUCGCUGCAAAAUUCGGGCGUCUCCCAAAUCUUGAUCCCUACGGAAGGCACUUAUCUUUCAUUGAAUAUUUCCUCAUUGAUAUUUUUCUUGUUGUUAGCAGUAUCAUUGUUCUUGUUGCCUUUAUUGCCUUUAAAAUUUUUCUCAUCUACUCUCCUUUAUACGGCUAUUCUCAUACAAACUUUAUGGGAGCCAUAGCAGACACCCUGACGGAAGCUGGCCAUGAUGUGCAGCUGGCUGAUGAGAAAUUCGACGUGGGAGUUGCUGAAGCUGUAGGCAUAUGCGGUUUAGGUAUAUUUGAAGUUUUAAAAACCCCAUCUUCAAUUGUUACUUGCUCUAAUGUACAUAUUGAUAUCGUGUCGAGAAGCAUUGGAGAGCCGUUAGUCCCGAGUUACGUUCCCGGUAAUCAAGAGCACAUGAAGGAUAAGGAUGCUGAGUAUCUACAGACAGAAACAUCAACAUUUCUUACGACUACUUUGAAAAUCUAUAAAAAACUAUGGUCUUUCCUUCAGGAAAUCCUUGCAGAUGCUUCUUUUGUUUUCACAAACUCAAAUCCUUACCUUGACUAUCCCCGUCCGAUGCUUCACAAAACCAUUCCGCUCGGUGGAGUGGCUGUUCGUGUAGAUCCCAAGAAAAAUGUUCUCUCGAAGGACUGGGAUAGCAUUUUAAACGAAAGGAACACAACCGUAUUCGUAUCGUUCGGCUCAGUGGCCAAAUCAAUCUACAUGCCGGAUGAAUAUAGGAAAAAUCUUCUGAAAGUCUUCGAAAGCAUGCCUGAAACGACGUUCAUAUGGAAGUACGAAGAGGAAGGUUCAAAGUUGGCCGCUCAUCUCAAGAAUGUCCACCUCACCACAUGGGCACCCCAGAACGCUCUUCUUGGUAAGCUUUAUUUCCUCCCAACCCAUUUCCUUUUACCCUCAAUCAAAGCUUUGUCCUCCAACAGCCCUUCUGACGACAACGAAAUUUCAGCUGAUCCUCGCCUAACAGUUUUCAUCACACAUGGAGGCUUGGGUAGCUCUACCGAGCUGGCUCACUUGGGUAAACCAGCUAUCAUUAUGCCUGUUUUUGCUGAUCAAGUCAGAAAUGCUAAUAUGCUCGGUAAACACGGUGGAUGUAUUGUUCUGACGAAGCUCGCCUUAGAAGAUCCUCAGAUCCUCAAAGAUGCUCUAAAAAAGAUUUUCACAGAUGCAAGCUUCUCUAAAAAUGCUAAACGACUAUCGGAGAUGCUUCUGAAUCAACCGAUCAGUGCUAAGCAGCUUCUCAUCAGUCACAGCGAAUUUGCUGCCAGAUACGGACGUCUACCCAACCUUGAUCCCUACGGCCGACAUUUGUCUUUCGUUGAAUACUUCCUGAUAGACAUUUUCGUUGUUGUUACCAGUACCGUUGUUCUUGUUGUCUUUAUCGCUUUCAGUGUUGUGAGAAGGUGUUUUGCUGGUAAAAGCAAAAGUAAAAAGGAGUAG
Messenger RNA from Haemonchus placei, 3027 nucleotides. The record is from the annotation of a GenBank genome assembly. Lineage: Eukaryota; Metazoa; Nematoda; Chromadorea; Rhabditida; Trichostrongylidae.